Messenger RNA from Lymnaea stagnalis (great pond snail), 7918 nucleotides. NCBI's taxonomy places the organism in Eukaryota, Metazoa, Mollusca, Gastropoda, Lymnaeidae. The record is from the annotation of a GenBank genome assembly.
GCUCACAAAACUUGGACGGCGCACUCAGGAUGUUCGGACUCCAGUAUGUUUUGGCCGUGACGCUGCUGACGUCACUGGUCCAUGGCCAGACAACAGACGAUUCAGCACUCUUACUCGUAGGUACAGUUAUUUUGAGACCUUUUAUUUAGUCUAGAGUUUAUAAUACUUAAGAUUGUCACGUCAUUUGCACCCUCAGAAAACAUACUCAGUGACCCUAACGAUGUGUUAUUUAUUUUAUACUCUUGUACUAAUUUUAUAAAAUUUCUAAACCAAAAAGUGAUGCAACAGCUAAAGACCAUAUCUCUCCACCUAGUGUUAGCGUAUUCCAGUCCGUGAAAAGGAAUAUGGUUUUCAGACCAUCUUUUUCUUUUCAAUUAGAUAUGAGCUAUUUGUAAAAAUAUUUAAGGUGCAUUUCUAUUGAAAAUAAAUAAAAAAAAUUAUCAGACUGAUAAAUAAUCUGAUUAAAGAUAACAAUUGUUUUGACUUGCACAGCCGGAAAAAAAUAAUUUCAUUUAGGAAUUUAGUUAUUUUUAUGCCAUUAAUUUAUCUUCAGAAAUCGCAAGAAAGUUGUGGAAGGUAGAAACAUUUUAGAGAUUUAAAUAUUUUGUGAAAAUUUAAAUAUUAUGUAUACAACAAUUUUAUCGCAAAAUAAGGAACCUUAAUCAUUAGAACACGAGCCGAUCAUCGUCCGAGUAGGUGGGCCUGAAAAAGAUAUUAUGAAUCGGCUUCGUCGGCCCAAGAAGGAGCCGAGUUGCAGACCACCUCCUUUUUUUUUUUUUUGCUGAGGAAAAUCCCCACAGUUCGGCACGCGGAAUGUAUACACACUGCGGGAGAUGGGGAAAGUUGAUCAAAGAUAUUGUUAUGAGAUUUCACGGUCAAUUGGUCCAUUAUAAGUGUGUAUUCUUUUGCCUUGCAGGGACCUACGGGGAAUGUGGAGGUAUAAAGUGCGACAACUAUGCGGUGUGCAAGAUUGAAAAUGGACGUCCUAAAUGUUACUGUGAGGAUGGUUCAACUGGAGUCAUUUGUCAAGUAGUCAGUAAGUACUCAGCUUAUUGUGCACCGCGCAGCACGAUAUUAUUAGAGUACUUCAGUUUAUUUGAGUUGAAGAGAAAUAUAAAUAUAAUUGUGUUUAAAUCUCGAUUUAAUAAAGUAUCGAACCUAUUCCCUGCCAGUUUCUUGUUUAAAAAUAUAUAUUUAAUAUAUGAAGCCCAGUAUGUAGGUUUUUUCCCCUCUGGUUUAAUCAGUUACUUUAUCGCAAGAAACCCCUCCAAGCAAGAGAUGGCAACCACAUUUGACAUGGUCAUAUCUCGUGAGCUACAGAGUGUCAAUGGAACAUUUAGUUGAAAAAACCCAUGAAUCCCAAGAGCUUAAUUAAAAUUAACAAAGCCGAUAAAUACGUUUAUACCAUUUAAUCUCGAGCCAUGGGGUUGGGAGCCAUGGGGUUGGGGUCGGGGCCGACAAAUUAACAAAACAUGCAUACAAGUAACGCUUUUUAUAAGAACCCCAAUUAGUACACCCACCCCCAACCCCCCCCCCCCCCGAAAAAAAACCAAAAAAACAACCCUCCAAGUCUUGCAACUGCACAUGUUUUUCUCACCUAUUAAAUAUAUUCAAAUACUAAUGACCCACCCGCUUUUACACCGCAGAUUUAUUUCAUCCAUUAUUUCAAGAAAACAAAAGAAAAUCUGCACGCGACAAACACACAAGCGACGUACUUUGUUUUAAAGGAAUCUCAUUUCUCGCAAUUAUCGGAAAUUUUAUUUCGUGAAAUCGGUGUCAUCGUGUUUCGCUUAUCUUCCCUUUGAAAAACGGGGGAAAACAGAUUUUUCAGGGCGGAGUCUGAAAUUUUGUUAGAACUUUUGUCACCGGCAACGAGUCAAUGUGCCAAGUUAUAAAUCAAUAGGUUGACGAGAGGUGGGUCAAUUAGCCGUCCGAAGAUUUUGCCUGCCAUUCACGAACGAAAGCGACGUUUCGAAGGAACGUUCUAAAUUAAAUAAAUCCGUCUUUUAUGUUUCAGCAAUAAAGAGAGGAUGCACCUUGGACUGUAAGAACGAUGCAGUGUGCCAGGUUGAUGCGGACAAAAAACAGAAAUGUGUGUGCCCUGAUGGAUUUUACGGAGCACUGUGUCAAUAUCAGGGUAAUGGUACUAUUAGAUAAAUAUCCAAGUUUUAAUAGUACUAUUUUUAAAAAAAUAAUGUUAAAAAAAGAUAAGAUGUCCGGAUAUAAGAAAAGACCCAGAAGAAUAUGUUAGCUCCCCUUUUCUGAAUGAUGUCUUCUUUUAUACAUGAUCUUACAAAAGGGAGGGAAAGCUAUGGGUAAAGAUGUUUUGAAAUAAUAUAUGCGACUCAUAGACGCAUACGUUAUCGACUCCCCUUGAACGUUAGAUUUUUGACAUCGUUGCCUUCAUUUUACAUUUUUUCAGAAUAUUUUAUGAUUCACUAAAAAUUCUUGCAUUUAAAAUAAAAUUACUCUGCUUUUUGUUGAAUACUGAACAUUUAAUUACAGAUGGAGCAACAUCUGCCCUUUGAGGAAAUAACUCCUAAGAAAAGCAUAUAUUUUAUUAAUUACCCUACUUAUUGCAUUUUAAACUUUUGAUAAGGCUCUUUUGAAAAAAAAAAGAUAUGUUCCUACUUUAACUAACGCUUUCAUUGCACACUUUGUACAUUCUGUGUUUAGGCACCCCAAGUUGCUCCAACCACAAGUGUUACAACAACGGCGUCUGCCAAGUUAUACAAGGCAUCCGCUACUGUGAUUGUCCACUUGGCUUUGACGGUCCAAAAUGUGAAAGUAAGUGGAAAUGUAUGUCUUGUUCAAGACGCGACAAAAAGAAACGCGAAACGUUGGUCAAACGAUCUCUCUUCUUCAAAUGUGUCCACUGUGUACUGGAGAAGCCUCGCGGGAUGCUGCUGUUGGCGGGUUGCCGCAUGACGUGAGGCCUGCUGGAUGUUAUGUUUUGGGUUCUAAUAGUAUCCCUAGAGCAGCCGAGCCACCAAAAGCGUGGUUAUAUCUCUAAACUGAAACCCUAGUACCUGCUUCUCUACGCUCGACAGGUUGACAGGCAUUCUGACUGCUAGACCAGCCUGAACAGCUUAUCAAUUUUUUUUUCUCAUAUACUGGAUGAUGGGGAUGCAAUUAACGAUUAAUUAUUUUACUUGUUUCCUAAUGUGGCUCCUUCUUGUUUUUACAAAGCUGCCCGCCUUAAACAUCUCAUCUCGCUGGUGACUGUUUUUUUCCUCGAGACUUUUAUUCUGAGCCCAGGGUCUGGGAAUGUUUGCAAUGGCCGAGAUCUAUUUCAAACAUUGUAGAGAAACUAUAUUUCAAAGGUGUAAACUUUUCUCAAAUUUUGUUUUAUUUUCCAAAUGAAAACUCAUAUCCAUCAAAUCUAUUCCUCAAUAGAAGUUUUACACUUAUGACACGAUCAGGAAAUCUAUUAGUCUUUAGUCCUACUGCCAUUGUUCUAGAGAAAUACGGGGAGGACAGGGUUCAGGUUGGAACAAUAACAAAAUGUACAACAGGUAAAAGAAAAUCUUAAGAACGAAAAUACAAGAAAGUACAAAUUGCGGCCAAAAGGCAUUUGUUAGCAAAAAAAGUUAUAGACAGAGACAAACACUCUUAUCUUGUUGUACGUAUAUGUGUUGACAGAAAAUUGUAGACAUAUAUAAAUUAUUGUCUAGUCUUAGAUACUAUCUCUCUUUUAUAUAUAUCUGAUUAUAUAUUUUUGCAUCUCACUGUAUCACUCAUUUUUUUACUAUAGUGCUCUCUGCUACCUCUCUAGCACUUCCGUCUAUCAAACUCUCUCUCUCUCUCUCUCUCUCUCUCUCUCUCUCUCCCUCUUACUCCUUCUCCCUCCGUCUUCCUGCGUCCUUUCCUAAAUGUACUUUAUUUCUAAAGUAGUCUUUUAAGAACUGGACAUUCUGGAAACAAUAUGUGAAUUUUAUAAUUUGACAUCUUUAACUUAAUUGUAUUUUGCGAUGACGAUGCUGUUAAACAGAUUAGGCAAGGAAUCAUCACCGAGGCGACUGAGAAUUUGAGCAAGUUUCAAAACGGUAAUCCUAUUUGGUCGUAUGGUUUUUAAACAAUAAUCAAAUAUUAACUUUGAUGAACAAAAAGGUAUUCCCUCUUACAGAUAUUAACUGGUGUCAGAGGAAAAAAGUCGUCUGUUUCAACAGCGGCGACUGCAUGAAUGAGACCAAAGACUUCAAAUGCAAAUGCCUCACUGGUUUCACAGGGCGAUUCUGUGAGCUAGACGUCACAAGUACGUAUUUUUGUCCGUCUUGUCUAGUUUUUGAUCUGUUUAAAAAUCUUGAUAUGAAACUUAGCUCAUCGAGCGACCGGGACUGAUGUGGAUUGCUAACGAAGAGAAAGACUUACAUCAGCCGGGGGUCUACGCUUGGGGGACGGAAAGCCAUGGAUCGAACCCAUAAAAAGGAUGUUGUGGAGCAGGACAGGGCCCUUGUGGGCAGUCGUGCCACUGUUGAUGGUGUCCAAAUGAAAAGAUUUAGUUCAGCAGGCCAGUAAUGGACCGUAGUAGCACUGCUGAUGUUAAAUAUGAAAUACCUUUGGACAACAUGUGUCGUAAUAAUUAUUAUCAUAAAAACUCACAAUAAGAUUCACAAAAAACAUACCCAAAAAAAAAAACCCAUUAAACUAAAGACAAAAUAAUUGGUACAGUUAAUCGUGUUUUGAUAUUCGUUUGAUUUUUUCAUUAAAACUAUACACAUGCCUGACAAUAGAUCAUUUUGAAUUUACAUCUUUUUAAAAUAAAAUUAAAUUUACAUCUCAACAACUGUGAGACUGGAUACAAUUUUAUUACUUCAUUUAUGUCAAUUUCUUCACAAAUUAUGAUACAUCUAUAUGAAGACACAAUCAAAUGGCUUCAUUGAAUGAUUUCAAUGGCUCAUUAGUCAUUAGUUCUGUCAUUGGCCUAUUCGUUGGCUCUGUCAUUGGCCUAGUCAUUGGCUCUGUUAUUGUCCUAGUCAUUGGAUCUAUCAUUGGCCUAGUCAUUAGCUCUGUCAUUGGCCUCGUCAUUGGCUUUGUGAUUCGCCUCGUCAUUGGCUCUGUCAUUGGCCUAGUCAUUAGCUCUAUCAUUGGCCUAGUCAUUGGCUCUGUUAUUGGCCUAGUCACUUGUUCUAUCAUUGGCCUAGUCAUUAGCUCUGUAAUUGGCCUAGUCAUUGUCUCUGUUACUGCCCUAGUUAUUGGCUCUAUCAUUGGCCUAGUCAUUAGCUCUGUCAUUGGCCUAGUCGUUGGCUCUGUCAUUCGCCUAGUCAUUGGCUCUGUUAUUGGCUUAGUCAUUGGUUCUGUCAUUGGCUUCGUCAUAGCCUGUUAAAAUAAAAUAAACAUAGCGACGUAAAACUUUGAUACAAUACUCAAGAAAAAAGAAUAACAAGGAAUGUGGGAUAAUGAAUUGAAAGACACAACAAUUAAAGUAGAAUGUUUUGGCUAAGAGCCUUCCUCGGCAGACAGGACAAAUGCAAAUACGACAAGAAAUAGAAACUAAUUUAAAUAACGUAAUUGUUCGCAGGAAGCCUCACACACUUUGAAACAAUAAACACAAGCUUUGAAAGAAUACACACAAACUUUGAAAUAAUGCUAACGCUUUUUUUAAAACAAUACCCACAAACUUUCAAACAAUACUAACAAACUUUCAAACAAUACCCACAAACUUUCAAACAAUACCCACAAACUUUCAAACAAUACUCACAAACUUUCAAACAAUACCCACAAACUUUCAAACAAUACUCACAAACUUUCAAACAAUACCCACAAACUUUCAAACAAUACCCACAAACUUUCUAACAAUACCCACAAACUUUCAAACAAUACUCACAAACUUUCAAACAAUACCCACAAACUUUCAAACAAUACUCACAAACUUUCAAACAAUACCCACAAACUUUCAAACAAUACCCACAAACUUUCAAACAAUACCCACAAACUUUCAAACAAUACCCACAAACUUUCAAACAAUACCCACAAACUUUCAAACAAUACCCACAAACUUUCAAACAAUACCCACAAACUUUCAAACAAUACCCACAAACUUUCAAACAAUACCCACAAACUUUCAAACAAUACUCACAAACUUUCAAACAAUACUCACAAACUUUCAAACAAUACCCACAAACUUUCAAACAAUACCCACAAACUUUCAAACAAUACCCACAAACUUUCAAACAAUACUCACAAACUUUCAAACAAUACCCACAAACUUUCAAACAAUACCCACAAACUUUCAAACAAUACCCACAAACUUUCAAGCAAUACCCACAAACUUUCAAACAAUACCCACAAACUUUCAAACAAUACCCACAAACUUUCAAACAAUACUCACACUCCAUAUAACAAAACUCACAAACAUAAAAUAUACCAACUUAUAUUCUAUCACUGCUUAAAAUUUCACUGACAGAAAAGAACGGAAAAGACUUCUUCAUCUUUUCUUUUCUCUUCUUGGUUCGACUUUUAAGAUAAAAUUGGUAAAUUUAAACAAUGCUUUUCUUCUUCUUUUUUUUCAGUCGAUGGUUAAACUACUCGUCUUGAACCAAGUGCUCCUACCUCAUGAAUUCCAUUACACAGAGGUGUACACUUAACACAAUAAACAAUGACAGUUGAAGUGAUGCUCAAAAAGUAUUUUUUUAAUUUUUUUUUUUUUUUAAAAUCACUUAUAUUCAUAAUAUUAAUUUAACGAACCCCAGGACUUUCCAAACCAAAGCCAAUAAAAUCAGCAACACUAGACUAAAGAUUUCUGUUGAGAAAAUAUAUGAAUUUCCUUUAUAACCUCGACAAUAAAAGAACAUCUUAAAAGGAAUGCAAGCUUCGUGUGUGUAAGUGAGUUGCACUGAGCUGUAAUACUAAUGUCUUGGCAUUCAAGCGAGUUCAGUUGGAACAUGAGGUUUUCUUGAUUUCUCGUAUACAAUGCUUUAUGUUAUAAGACUGAAAUGAGGUAAAUCAGCUGGCUCAUCAAGACAUGCAUGCAAUUUAUUUAUACACUAAAUUGUAAGAAACCAAACGAAGGUUUCUCAAAGGCACCCAUGGCAUUAGCGACAUGAUGGUAAAUUUAGUCACACCGAAAUUGUAUCCGUUUUGAUUAAAAUAAAUGUCACUUCUAAAACAGGUCACAAAAUUCUGUUUCGUCAAAUCUGGAUUAAAUCAUUGAACUACUAACACUUCCGGGACAUACACGGCGAUUAUAAAAAGGUUUAUUAAAUGCAAAACAUAACAAGAACAGAAAGCGUAUAGAUACAAGAAUGAGCUAUGCUGACCGUAACGCCAAAGAACAGAAAAGAUUUAAGUACGUUCGAAUUCUUAAAAACGAUUACAGUAAUUUUCUGUAAUUUUACGGAAAUCGAAUAAAUUUAAAUGCGCAAAGCAUAUGAUAUAUCCCCCUAUCAAUUUAGUAAAAGUUUAAGUAUUAUUAUCAUAAAUUACAAAUACAUUUAAAGUAUGAACUAAGGAACUAUUUUAAGCAUUUUAUAUGCGUUUGAUAGUCAUGAAAAAAUAAAAACAAUAACAAGAGUUAUGAUCAAAGAAGAAUUACACCGCAAUCACAUUUAUCGGAAAACCCAAGCAUCAGUUGAUUUUUGUGCGGUUUUUAUUGCGUUGUUAAUAUUGCGAAAUAAAAUUAAAAUUAAUUUGUUCUAAAUAAUCAUGCAAAUGAUGUAAUAGCGCGAAUAGCCUAUUUAGCCCAGGCUCUUAAGUUUCAUUUAUUUAUAAUAACCGCGCGUUACAACACUUGAUAAUAUAUUUUACCUUAAAUAAAUUAAAUAAUUGAUUUCUUUUUAAAUUGUUAAUAAAACAUACACAAAUUUUAGCUUUGUAUUUUUAACAUUUAAUAAGUUUUUCUUUUUUUAAUUUCCAAAACUAUACUUUUAUUAAAUUUAUAACACAAUAAAAACUUAAUAAAAUACUUCUUUAAAUGUAC